Homalodisca vitripennis (glassy-winged sharpshooter) is the source of this 437-nucleotide messenger RNA. RefSeq lists its product as uncharacterized. The transcript has 2 exons. NCBI's taxonomy places the organism in Eukaryota, Metazoa, Arthropoda, Insecta, Hemiptera, Cicadellidae. The record is from RefSeq and is a predicted model, not a curated record. The coding region runs from base 60 to 437 and encodes 125 amino acids.
UUGGUAUUGAUAUUAUAAAUGCUGAAGUUGUAAUUGUUCAACAAGAAAAUGUCAAUAUAAUGGACAUAACAGUGGAAACUCCACAAAAUGUGGAACAAGUAGAGUUGGUAGAAGAGAUGCCUGGCCCUUUGGCAAAGAAAAGGAAGAAAAACGAAAGAGCAUGGAAGAAAACUGUUGCAAAAGUUGCUAGACACCGCCCGAAGGGAUUUCCACAGAUGCCUAGUUGUAAACAUUCGGCCAAAAGUAAGUACCGCUGCGCAGAACUUUCCCUGCAGGAUGUUAGAAAGAUACAUCAGCAAUACUAUAAAGACGCUGACCUUCAAUCAAAGAAGAAUUUUAUUCUUCAGCACGUCAUUGUUUCCUCAGCAAAAAGGACUCGUCUUCCAGAAGGUAUCAAAUCAAAAAGAAAUGUAAGUACUGACUUUUUUCUUACCUAA